AUGGAUGUAGCUCAAGUACAAGAUGUUGACUCGAUCAUCACUACGAACUUUAACACAAAUAUGUUGAGCACAACAGCCUCUUCAUCCUCGUCAACUUCUUCUUCCCCGGCCACCACACUCAGCCGCUACGAGAACCAAAAACGCCGUGACUGGAACACUUUUGGACAGUACCUACGUAACCACCGUCCGCCGUUAACACUUUCCCGGUGCAGCGGUGCACAUGUUCUUGAAUUCCUCCGGUACCUUGACCAGUUUGGCAAGACAAAAGUCCAUACCCAACUUUGUCCGUUCUUCGGCCAUCCCAAUCCACCAGCACCUUGCCCCUGCCCCCUCCGUCAGGCAUGGGGCAGCCUUGAUGCACUCAUCGGCCGUCUCCGGGCAGCGUAUGAGGAGAACGGAGGGAAGCCGGAGACUAACCCAUUUGGAGCUCGUGCUGUCAGGCUUUAUUUACGUGAAGUUAGAGAUUCUCAAGCUAAAGCAAGAGGGAUAAGCUAUGAAAAAAAGAAGAGAAAACGGCCGCCGCAGCUGCCACAGUCGCUGCAGCCGCCUGCUCCACUUUCUUGA
This is a messenger RNA of Lactuca virosa, 564 nucleotides long. Lineage: Eukaryota; Viridiplantae; Streptophyta; Magnoliopsida; Asterales; Asteraceae. The record is from the annotation of a GenBank genome assembly.